AUGGAUGAAUGUGUGGGUAAUGCUGAGCAAAAUGAGAAUGAUGACAAGGAAAAUGCUGAUAUUGAUGAUCAUAAUGAAGAUGUUGAAGAUGUAGACAUAGAAAAUCAUAGAACUUUGGCUUUUUGUGGAAGUAAUGAGAAGAUCCAUGAUAUAAACAAUGGAAAUUUUAUGGGCCAAGUGGAAAUGAUUGCAGAGUGGGAUCCAGUUAUGAAGGAGCAUGUUCGAUGUAUGGAUGAUAAAGAGACUCAUUAUCAUUAUCUUAGUCAUAAGAUUCAAAAUGAAUUGAUACUUUUGUUAGCUUCUGAGCUCAAAAGUGCAACCAUUAAAAAGAUUGAAGAAGCUAAAUAUUUUUCUGUGAUUCUUGAUUGUACUCCAAAUGCUAGCAACCAAGAACAAAUGAGCUUGAUAGACAAGGACUUUUUGAAGAGUUGCAAACGGUGUUGCAAAAACUUAAGAGUUGCACAAGGCUAUGACAAUGGAUCAAAUAUGAGUGGGAAAUACCAAGGUGUCCAAAGAAAACUUUUGGAUGUAAAUCCUAGAGCAUUGUACACACCUUGUGGUUGUCAUAGUCUUAUUUUAACACUUUGCGAUAUUGCAAACUCUUGUGGAAAAGCAAAAGAUUUUUUUGGAAUCAUACAACGUAUUUAUACAUUGUUUGCUAAUUCUACAAAGCGGUGGAAGAUAUUGAAAGAUAAUGUUAAACACUUAACUCUGAAAUCAUUGUCAGUUACACGUUGGGAAAGUAGUAUUGAAAGUGUAAGAGCAAUAAGAUUCCAAGCUGCAGAUUUAAGAGAAGCUUUACUUCAGUUAGCAGAAAGUGACGGUGACUCCAAAAUAACAAGUAAAGCUAAUUCUUUGGCAACAUAUGAACUUGGAAAUUUUGAGUUCUUAUUGGGCAUGGUUACUUGGUAUGAUAUAUUAGGUGCUGUCAAUGUAGUUAGCAAAAACUUACAAUCUGAAGACAUGCUUAUUGAUGUUGCUAUUGAUAAAGUGAAAGGGUUGAUUACUUUUUUUGAAAAGUAUAGAGAAAAUGGGUUUACAGAAGCUAUGUGUACUGCUAAAGAAAUUGCUACUGACAUGGGAAUUGACCCGGUGUUUCCUGAGAAGCGAAAAAUUCAUAGAAAAAAACAUUUUGAUGAGAAUACUUGUGAGCCAUCCCAAUCAGUUCCUGAAUCAGCUGAAGAAAAGUUUAGAAUUGAUUAUUUCUUGUAUUUAGUGGAUCAAGUUAUUGGUUCUUCAGAGAAGUUAAAUUCAUUGGAUGAUUGCCAUUUGAAGAAUAGUUGCAGUCAUCUGGAAAGCAUUUUGAAAUGA
This is a messenger RNA of Prunus persica (peach), 1311 nucleotides long. RefSeq names its product zinc finger MYM-type protein 1. The coding region runs from base 1 to 1311 and encodes 436 amino acids. Lineage: Eukaryota; Viridiplantae; Streptophyta; Magnoliopsida; Rosales; Rosaceae. The transcript has 3 exons. The record is from RefSeq and is a predicted model, not a curated record.